UACUCUAGGUAGGUAUGUAUAGUAGCUAAAGAGGAAGUCUCGUUUCAUUGUCAUACCACUGUGACGACUGAAAUCAGAAAUCGAACGAUGGAUAAAGGCAAAGUGCUCCAACUUGUGUGAGCUUCCCCCUCGGAGGAGCAAAGAAUCGACGUCUUUCGUCUAUAUAACGUGGAACCCGACAACUGCUGUGCGUUUUCGCAGUCAAGUAACGAGAACACGCCUACAUAAAUUCUCUGAUCAAUACACCAAUCAAUAUACUACUACAUAUAGCUUGUAUAUUACCAAUAUGUCAUCUAUGGCUGUCCCUCCCGAAGCUGUUCUCGGUACUACUGUUGCAUUCUCCUUCAUCUUGUUUGGUAAUGCUAUCACGCAAUCAUUCAUGGGAGUGCCAGCUUUGCUAGUCGAUUUCCCAUCUCCCUCAUCCCCUGAGCACGCCGCUCGAGCUCGAUUGCUUGGUAGGCAGUGGCCAGUGUUCUGGGUUGUGGGCAACCAAUUCUUCCGACCCAUUAGCACACUUGGCAUCUUUGGCUACGCCUACACGUCAUGGAUUGCCUCAUCUCAAGGACCUAAUGGCGUGUUCGGUGACUGGAAACCGUACGCGUUCUCGGCACUAUGCCAUCUCAUCACGGUUGUGCAUUCUGCACUCAACAUGCAGCCCAUCAACGAGAAGCUUGAUGCUCUGCGAGAGCCCAAGGGCAGAGUAGACUCUAAACAAGCUGAGAGCUAUGCUCGAAAGUGGAUCAAGUUCAACACCGUGCGUCUCAUUACUCCAGUCGUUGCUGGGACCUUGGCGCUAUUCCAAGUGUUGAGAAAACAUUAAGUUGAUCAUCAGGGAAGGAGACGCUGUUUGAUUACAUCGCCACUCAGAUUUCGAAAGGGUUAUCCUAUUUUGAAUGCCCGACUGGGCGAAGUGUUCAUUCUCUAUAUAAAAGUCGUGCUUUCCUAUUGCCUCUCAAAAACAAUCUAAGCCACGGUUGUCACCUAUGUACCCUAGAUUGGGACUCGUUUGGAGAAGUUAAGCGCGAGUGGAGGAGAAAACUAGAUAGUGCUUCAGCAGUCACCUAC
Hypoxylon fragiforme is the source of this 1065-nucleotide messenger RNA. RefSeq lists its product as uncharacterized. Lineage: Eukaryota; Fungi; Ascomycota; Sordariomycetes; Xylariales; Hypoxylaceae. The record is from RefSeq and is a predicted model, not a curated record. The transcript is spliced from 2 exons. Bases 287 to 820 code for a protein of 177 amino acids.